CAAAUCACUAUAAAAAAAAUCAUCGUAAAAACAAUUAUGAUAAACGCCAUCGCAUAGUUUAUUAUAUUUAUUACAAUGGUAUCAUAAAAAUAACUCGAUCCAUUCCUUUCGUCAUUUUGGUUCUUAAUACAGCGUAAAAUGGAUUAUAGAAUUAUUAUAGUGUCGUUAAGUUGUAUUUGUGUAGUUGUGCCUAACAAGGAUGUAGACAACCAUCCAAACUGGAAGCUUCUUCCUAAAGAUUGUGGCCGGGCCAGAGAAACCCAGUUCAGGAUUUUCGGUGGUCAAGAUGCCGAGCUCGGGCAGUUUCCAUGGCUGGUAAGAUUAAAAGCGUACGCAGGAUCAUUUGGUGGUUUUAACUGUGGUGGAGGAUUGAUAAGUACUAGAUAUGUCUUAACCGCAGCACAUUGUGGUGAAAACGUAACUAUAACAAGUGUUCGAAUUGGUGAGUAUGAUUUACGAAGUUAUGUGGAUUGUGACGAUUUUGGAUGUGCACCUCCCUACCAAGAUAUUGCCGUUUUAUGGUACAAAGGCCAUCCAGACUGGAAUAUAAAAACCUUACAGAAUGAUGUUGCAUUAAUUAAACUUAAAUGGGACGCUGUUCUUAAUGCUUACGUACAGCCGUUGUGUCUACCUGGUCGAAACAAUUUUUUCAAAAGCUACAAACUAGAGGGAGAUGUCCAAUUAGCAGGUUGGGGUCAUUCCGAUGCCGCUCGACCAGGUGAAAAAAUACCUGAUAUAUUACAAUUUGUUCAUCUGAAAGUUCAGGAAAUAGAUUUUUGUAGGACAUAUUACAAAAGCAAUGAUACAGCACUUUUAGAAGAUCGUCAACUGUGUAUCGGCCAGAAAGAUGGACAUGAUACUUGCGAUGGAGACAGUGGAGGACCUGUUAUGAAGGAACUAAAGGUGGACGAAAUUUACAGGUAUUACCUUACGGGACUAGUAUCUUACGGUUAUCCGUCUUGUGGUGAAGCUCCGGCCAUAUACACCAAUGUUAGAUAUUUUCUACAUUGGAUUCUGGACAAUUUGUAACAUAAUUUUUUUUCUAAACUCUGUCUAUUAACAUAAAUAAAAUAGUUUAAUUAUA
This is a messenger RNA of Diabrotica virgifera virgifera (western corn rootworm), 1084 nucleotides long. RefSeq names its product phenoloxidase-activating factor 3. NCBI's taxonomy places the organism in Eukaryota, Metazoa, Arthropoda, Insecta, Coleoptera, Chrysomelidae. The transcript is spliced from 5 exons. The coding region runs from base 139 to 1029 and encodes 296 amino acids. Gene Ontology annotation, biological process: proteolysis. Gene Ontology annotation, molecular function: serine-type endopeptidase activity. The record is from RefSeq and is a predicted model, not a curated record.